Molecule: messenger RNA, 898 nt
Organism: Empidonax traillii (willow flycatcher)
Lineage: Eukaryota; Metazoa; Chordata; Aves; Passeriformes; Tyrannidae
Gene: TAGLN
Product: transgelin
Exons: 5
Coding region: 81-683 (200 amino acids)
Molecular function (GO): protein binding
Source: RefSeq, a predicted model, not a curated record
CCCGCGGGGCAGAGCGCUGGUCCCGCGCCGAGCAUCGCCCUCGCUCCGUCUGCAGCCGCUUGUCUCCCAGCACCGCAGCCAUGGCAAACAAAGGCCCAGCCUAUGGCAUGAGCAGGGAUGUGCAGUCCAAGAUCGAGAAGAAGUACGAUGAUGAGCUGGAGGACCGGCUGGUGGAGUGGAUCGUGGCACAGUGCGGGUCCACCGUGGGUCGCCCCGAGCGGGGCCGCCUGGGCUUCCAGGUCUGGCUGAAGAACGGCAUCGUGCUCAGCAGGCUGGUGAACAGCCUCUACCCUGACGGCUCCAAGCCCGUCAAGAUCCCCGACGCGCCGCCCACCAUGGUCUUCAAGCAGAUGGAGCAGAUUGCCCAGUUCCUGAAGGCGGCCGAGGACUACGGUGUGACCAAGACAGACAUGUUCCAGACCGUCGACCUCUUUGAAGCCAAGGACAUGGCAGCGGUGCAGAGGACGCUGAUGGCCCUGGGGAGCCUGGCGGUCACCAAGAAUGAUGGCAACUACCACGGGGACCCCAACUGGUUCAUGAAGAAGGCGCAGGAGCACAAGCGGGAGUUCACCGAGAGCCAGCUGAAGGAGGGCAAGAACAUCAUCGGGCUACAGAUGGGGACCAACAAGGGGGCGUCACAGGCGGGGAUGAGCUACGGCCGGCCCCGGCAGAUCAUCAGCUAGGCACCCCCCCGCCGCCCCCAGCCCUCCCCAGCCGGGACCUCCGUCUCCGCUUCCCCCCCGGCCCAGCGCCGCAGCCGCCCGAGCGUCGGCGGCCGCCACCAGCCCCGCACCGAUUGGUAUUUAUUGAGGAGCAAACGCCCCCAAACGCCAGCCAACAACGCCCCAGCGCCAGCGGCCGCACGCGCCCCGCAGAGCCCCCCGCCCCGGGGCCGCAG